Messenger RNA from Dipodomys ordii (Ord's kangaroo rat), 2178 nucleotides. RefSeq names its product F-box and WD repeat domain containing 5 (gene Fbxw5). NCBI's taxonomy places the organism in Eukaryota, Metazoa, Chordata, Mammalia, Rodentia, Heteromyidae. Gene Ontology annotation, biological process: protein ubiquitination. Gene Ontology annotation, cellular component: SCF ubiquitin ligase complex; Cul4-RING E3 ubiquitin ligase complex. Bases 53 to 1744 code for a protein of 563 amino acids. The transcript has 9 exons. The record is from RefSeq and is a predicted model, not a curated record. Gene Ontology annotation, molecular function: protein binding.
GGCGCAUCGCAGCGGGCGGAGGCGCCGCGGGCCGCCCGGGCAGAAUGUCACGAUGGCCGAGGGGGGCUCGCCCCUGCUCCCCGACAGCCUCAUCUACCAGAUCUUCCUGAGCCUGAGCCCCGCCGACGUGCUGGCCGCCGGCCUGGUGUGCCGCCAGUGGCAGGCGGUGUCCCGCGACGAGUUCCUGUGGAGGGAGCAGUUUUACCGCUACUACCAGGUGGCCCGGGACGUGCCCCGCCACCCAGCGGCCACGUCCUGGUAUGAGGAGUUUCAGCGGCUGUACGACAUGGUGCCCUGUGUGGAGGUGCAGACGCUCAAGGAGCACACCGACCAGGUCCUGCACCUCAGCUUCUCGCACUCGGGGUACCAGUUUGCUUCCUGCUCCAAGGACUGCACUGUAAAGAUCUGGAGCAACGACCUGACGAUUUCACUGCUGCACAGUGCGGACAUGAGGCCCUACAACUGGAGCUACACCCAGUUCUCCCAGUUCAACCAGGACGACUCGCUGCUGCUCGCCUCGGGGGUGUUUCUGGGGCCCCACAACUCCUCCUCGGGCGAGAUCGCAGUCAUUAGCCUAGACUCCUUCGCCCUGCUGUCCCGUGUGCGCAACAAGCCCUACGAUGUGUUUGGCUGCUGGCUCACGGAAACCAGCCUGAUCUCGGGAAAUCUGCACCGCAUUGGGGACAUCACUUCCUGCUCCGUGCUGUGGCUCAACAAUGCCUUCCAGGACGUGGAGUCGGAGAAUGUCAAUGUGGUGAAGCGACUCUUCAAGAUCCAGAAUCUCAACGCUAGCACCAUCCGCACAGUGAUGGUGGCUGACUGCAGCCGUUUCGACAGCCCUGACCUCCUGCUGGAUGCAGGUGACCGGGCUGCACCUUGCUGCCGCGUCUUUGACCUGGGCGGGGACAGUGAGGAAGAAGCGGCUGAGCCGACUUCGCGUGGUCCUGGCCGUGCCAAGGAGGGCUUGCGUCAUGCGCUGGACGGAGCCCCGCAGCUGUCGGAGCGCAUGCUGGAGACCAGGGUGGCAGAGCUGCUAGCCCAGGGCCGCACCAAGCCCCCCGAGCCCAGUGCUGCGGACGCCAGGAACAAGUACCUCAUCUUCACUACCGGCUGCCUCACUUACUCACCACACCAGAUCGGAAUCAAGCAGAUCCUGCCCCACCAGAUGACCACGGCAGGGCCAGUGCUGGGCGAAGGCCGGGGUUCCGACGCCUUCUUCGAUGCCCUGGACCACGUCAUUGAUGUGCGUGGGCACAUCAUCGGCAUGGGCCUGUCCCCAGACAACAGGUACCUGUAUGUGAACAGCCGCGCCUGGCCCCCCGGCUCAGUGGUGGCGGACCCCAUGCAGCCACCGCCCAUUGCGGAGGAGAUCGACCUGCUGGUGUUUGACCUGAAGACCAUGCGGGAGGUGAAGCGGGCUCUGCGGGCACACCGUGCCUACACCCCCAACGACGAGUGCUUCUUCAUUUUCCUGGACGUCAGCAGGGACUUCGUGGCCAGUGGAGCUGAGGAUCGGCACGGCUACAUCUGGGAUCGCCACUACAACAUCUGCCUGGCCAAGCUGCGGCAUGAGGACGUGGUCAACUCAGUGGCCUUCAGCCCCCAGGAGCAGGAGCUUCUGCUGACAGCCAGCGACGACGCCACCAUCAAAGCCUGGCGCUCGCCACGCACCGUGCGCAUCCUCCACGCGCCCCGCCCGCGCCCGCGCCCCUUCUUCUCCUGGUUCACCGGUCAUAGGCGCUGAAGACGCCUCGGGAGGCGGAGAAGCUCACGGCAGACACACCUUAGGAAGGGGUCGGUCAGACCCCAGCACUAGCACACGCCAUCUGCUCACUCAGCCGGCAGGCUCAGCACUGGGGCAGCCAGGAUGGACAGCACCAGAGAACCCGUGGUGGCCACUUGGCCAGAGCGGCUGCAAAGGACCCUGGAGGCCCUGCUUCUUCCCCACCCCUUUCCCCGGGCCAGAAGUGCACAGCCUAAGCUGACCCCCGCCUGAGCGUCUGCUGUUGGCUGCAGAUGCCCCACAUUGGGCUCUGGUCUGUGCACCCGUGGAGGGCGGGGGUCCCUGUGUGCCGCAGACACCCUGCCUCCGGGGCCUGGCCUGUGCGCCAGCGAGGGAGGCCCCAUGCGCUGCAUGUGCGCUCCUCACCUGGUUGAGGCCCUGAAUAAACAGUUGGC